Messenger RNA from Orycteropus afer afer, 1158 nucleotides. RefSeq names its product beta-ureidopropionase 1 (gene UPB1). NCBI's taxonomy places the organism in Eukaryota, Metazoa, Chordata, Mammalia, Tubulidentata, Orycteropodidae. The coding region runs from base 1 to 1158 and encodes 385 amino acids. Gene Ontology annotation, molecular function: beta-ureidopropionase activity. The transcript has 10 exons. The record is from RefSeq and is a predicted model, not a curated record.
AUGUCCGGGCCUGAGUGGGAGUCGCUGGAACAGUGUUUGGAGAAGCACCUGCCGCCCGCAGACCUGCGGGAGGUGAAACGCGUCCUCUAUGGCAAGGAAACCAGGAGGCUGUGCCUGCCCACCGCAGCCCUGCAAGCGGCCUCUGCAGGGGACUUUGAACUGCAGGGCUACACCUUUGAGGCGGCCAGAGAACAGCUCAGACAGCCACGUACCGUGCGCGUGGGGCUGGUACAGAACAGGACGCCACUCCCUGCGGACGCCCCGGUGGCCAACCAGGUCUCUGCCCUCCACAGACGCAUCGAGACCAUCGCAGAGGUGGCUGCCAUGUGUGGGACCAACAUCAUCUGUUUCCAAGAAGCUUGGACUAUGCCCUUUGCUUUCUGCACGAGAGAGAAGCUGCCGUGGACAGAAUUUGCUGAGUCUGCAGAAGACGGACCCACCACCAGAUUCUGCCAGAAGCUGGCCAGGAAACACGACAUGGUGGUGGUGUCACCGAUGCUGGAGAGGGACGCCACGCACGGGGACGUCUUGUGGAACACAGCCGUGGUGAUCUCCAACUCAGGCACCGUCUUGGGGAAGACCAGGAAGAACCAUAUCCCCAGAGUGGGCGACUUCAACGAGUCCUCUUACUACAUGGAAGGCAACCUGGGCCACCCCGUGUUCCAGACCCGCUUUGGGAGGAUCGCCGUCAACAUCUGCUACGGACGGCACCACCCACUCAACUGGCUCAUGUACAGCAUCAACGGGGCCGAGAUCAUCUUCAACCCCUCAGCCACCAUCGGCGCACUCAGUGAGUCCCUGUGGCCCAUCGAGGCCCGAAAUGCCGCCAUCGCCAACCACUGCUUCACCUGUGCUAUCAACCGCGUCGGCCAGGAGCACUUCCCGAAUGAGUUCACCUCUGGAGACGGGAAGAAAGCACAUCAAGACUUUGGCUACUUCUAUGGGUCCAGCUACGUGGCCUCUCCGGAUGGCAGCCGGACCCCCGGGCUCUCCCGGAACCGGGACGGGCUGCUGGUUGUUGAGCUCGACCUCAACCUGUGCCGGCAGGUGAACGACAUCUGGAACUUCAAGAUGACCGGCAGAUACGAGAUGUACGCCCGGGAGCUCGCAGAGGCCGCCAAGCCCAACUACAGCCCCAACAUCAUCCAAGAGUUCUGA